GCUCCUUCAGACACUCCCUCUGCUAUUCCUGCCGGAAGGUGUCGGAGCCCAGUCAGCGGCUGCCCCUGUUCCUCUCCUUGGUCCACCUGGAUGACCAGCCCAUUGCUCGCAAUGGCGGCCUCACCAGCAUGGUGGUCCCCCUGGUACCCUGGAUGGAGGUGGAGGAGGCAAAGAUCUUUGUGGGCCUGGAGAGGCGGUUCAGGACUCGCCUGGAGUGGCUAUCAAAAUUCAGCCACCAGAUUGGAGGGCUUCACACCUGGCAGGUGAUUUGGGGCUGUGAACUCAGGGAAGACGGGAGGAAAGGAGGGUUUUUGCGCUACGGCUACGAUGGGAUGGACUUCAUCAGCUUCGACAAGGAGACCCUCAGAUGGGUGGCAGCUCAGCCCCAGGCCAAGAAGGUCAAGGAGGAGUGGGAAGAUCAUCCAAGAUGGUCCCAGAGAAACAAAGUCUUCCUGGAGGAGACCUGCAUUGACAUGAUGCAGAAAUGCCUGUCUUUCCAGAAGGAAUCUCCAAAGAAGACAGAGCCCCUGGUGGGGAAAGUGACCCGCAAGAUGGUGGAUGACAGCCUGGAGGUCCUUAUCUGCCAGGCCUUUGGCUUCUACCCCAAAGAGAUCCAGGCCACCUGGAGGAAGGACGGAAAGGUCUACAAGGACAAGAUCCUCCAUAGGAACGUGGCCCCCAACUCAGACGGGACCUUUUAUGUCUGGCUCAGCAUUGAGAUCGACCCCAAGGAGAGGGACCGUUUUUGGUGUCACCUGGAGCACGAAGGCUUGCAGGGGCCCCUGGUCUUGGCUCUCAAGGAGGAAACAG
Protobothrops mucrosquamatus (brown spotted pit viper) is the source of this 810-nucleotide messenger RNA. RefSeq names its product major histocompatibility complex class I-related gene protein-like. The annotation marks the transcript as partial. The transcript is spliced from 3 exons. NCBI's taxonomy places the organism in Eukaryota, Metazoa, Chordata, Lepidosauria, Squamata, Viperidae. The record is from RefSeq and is a predicted model, not a curated record. Gene Ontology annotation, cellular component: external side of plasma membrane. Gene Ontology annotation, biological process: immune response.